GGAAGAGGGAUCAAAAACCAGCAAUGGGUUUUGCAGAGUGGGGAGAUCGAAACCAGUCAUGGCCAUGGUCAUGGUUGCUUUCUCAAGUGCAGGAAUGGUUCUCAUGUCUCAGUUUGCCCUCAACCAUGGCAUGAACAAUUUCGUCUUGGUCACUUACAGGCACGCCUUCGCAACCCUAGUCCUAUUUCCCACCGCCUUCAUUCUCGAGAGGAAGGAUGAUAGACCGAAGCUUACCAUGGCGAUCUUCUGCUAUCUUUUCUUGAGUGCGCUUCUCGGAAUAACAAUGGGUCUAAACCUUUACUACCUGGGCAUGAACCGGACCUCAGCAACCUUCGCUUGUUCCUUCAACAACCUUGUUCCUGCACUUACCUUCUUCAUGGCCUCGGUAUUUAGAGUCGAAAGGGUCCGAAUCAAUGGGGCUGAGCACAGGGCAAAGAUUGCAGGUACUGCAAUAUGCAUCGCAGGAGCCAUGAUCCUAACAUUAUACAAAGGCUGCAGAGUCAAGCUGUGGGUUACCCAUGAUACCAGCAACAAUUCCAAGGAUUUGAUGAAGGCCUCAAGGGAUUCUUUAGAUUGGACCAUUGGAGGGAUUAUGCUUAUGGCAAGCAGCCUCUGCUGGUCCGCUUGGUACAUAAUUCAGGCCAGAAUCAGUGAGAAAUAUCCAGCGAGCUUCUCUACGACCGCAUGGACUUGUUUCUUGGGUGCCUUGCAAUCCGCGGCUGUAACCCUGAUCUUCGACCAUGAUUUCUCAGCUUGGAAGCUUGGGUUGGACAUGAAUCUCCUUACCGUAAUCUACUCUGGUUUGGUGCCAUCAGGCAUAGGCUUUUGCAUUGUGUUUUGGUGUAUAAGAAAGAGAGGACCAUGCUUUGUCACUGUGUUCAGCCCCUUGAUCCAAAUCAUAGUCGCAAUCUUAAGCCCCAUGAUCCUAGCCGAACAUCUCCAUCUCGGAAGUAUUUUAGGAGCAGUUCUCAUAAUUGGGGGCCUAUACGCUUUCGUAUGGGGCCAAAGCAAGCAGCUCCUCGACCAGCCAGACCAAUGUACGGUGCAGGAUAUCGAACCAGGGGAACCACGAAGCUAGAAAGUCCGAAGUGGAUACCAUGACACGUGUACGGAUAGAAAUCGGGGCUAAAAGUAAAGAGUGCGAUGAUGAUCACGUUUCGCACGCUUGAUAGUUGUAACAGCCACUCACGCCAUAUAAAAGGGCUUGCGUGGUGUUUCUUUUCUGAAAGGCUCGAAGAUGACCAAACUACCCUGCAAGUAUUUAGACAUGACAAGGAUACCCUUAUUUUUCUUAAAGUGCCUUCACUUCUGUUUGUUGUAUUUGUAAAUUUUGGACCUAGAUUGCCGGGGAUUCAAAGCGGAAAUGUAAAGGGGUUGUGGAUUGAUUAUAAUGUAUUACUUAAUAUUUUUCGAUGGAAA
Amborella trichopoda is the source of this 1419-nucleotide messenger RNA. Its product is annotated as WAT1-related protein At4g08300. Lineage: Eukaryota; Viridiplantae; Streptophyta; Magnoliopsida; Amborellales; Amborellaceae. Gene Ontology annotation, cellular component: membrane. Gene Ontology annotation, molecular function: transmembrane transporter activity. The record is from RefSeq and is a predicted model, not a curated record.